UGCACUCUCUCUCUCUGUCUCCCUCCCCCUUACCAGUGUUACCGUUUGGAGACGAACUCUUCGCCGCCGGCAAGACCUGCCGCUUGUACCGCUGUCACGCCGGAGGGAGUUGUGGUGUUGUCCGAUCAAUAACGCCUUGCAAUCAUAUGAAAUGAUUGUUCAUUGAGUUAGUAAUUGUUGCGAGAGAAGUAGGCAUGAAGCUGAUUUCACUUGUCAGAAAUGUUCAUUCUCGCCAUUGCCGGCCGGAGGUAACUCGGUGUCUGCAACUGCGUUUCUUCCAGCAUGACUUUGUUCCCAGAGACCCAAAAUCCAAACCGAAGAAAUACAAGUACCCGCCAGUAUACGACCCGUAUGGCCCGAGACCUCCACCUGCCGACAAAAUCAUAGAGCUAGCAGAGAGUAUAGCCACCCUACCUCCAGAAGAACGCAGACUAAUCGGCCCUAUGCUUCAUGAACGGCUAAAACACCCGAAACUCCAAGCUGUAUCGACAGAAGGCAUGGAUGUCGGUGGAAAAACAGAUUCUGGACCCGGAAAAGUCGAGGAGAAGAAGGAGAAGACCGCGUUUGACGUGAAGCUAGAGAAGUUUGAUGCGUCGGCAAAGAUAAAGGUGAUAAAAGAAGUGAGGGCAUUCACGAACUUGGGGCUGAAGGAGGCGAAGGAGCUCGUGGAGAAGGUCCCGUCCGUGCUUAAACAAGGGGUGACAAAGGACGAAGCUAAUCAGAUCAUAGAGAAGAUCAAAGCUGCUGGUGGAGUUGCAGUCAUGGAAUGAUAGAUUCUUUUCUUUGCUCCCUUUGUUUCUGGGUUCCUUUCCUUUUUAUUUGCCUAUCAUCUUGUGCUGUUAUUGGACACAUGAGAAGUAAAGUAUCUCCAAAUCUAGGUGGGGAAUGUUUUGUACGAAUAAUUAAGUGUUUUUUUGAGGAUUUUUUUACCUUAAACUUCAUUUCCCAGUU
Tarenaya hassleriana is the source of this 951-nucleotide messenger RNA. RefSeq names its product 50S ribosomal protein L7/L12-like. NCBI's taxonomy places the organism in Eukaryota, Viridiplantae, Streptophyta, Magnoliopsida, Brassicales, Cleomaceae. Gene Ontology annotation, biological process: translation. Gene Ontology annotation, cellular component: ribosome. The transcript has 2 exons. The record is from RefSeq and is a predicted model, not a curated record. Gene Ontology annotation, molecular function: structural constituent of ribosome. The coding region runs from base 195 to 770 and encodes 191 amino acids.